AACACUCCAUUGCACCUGAAGGCCACCUAAUUGAAAGCAUAUGAGUGGGCAGGUGUGUGGUGUUUAAGGCCUCCCCUCCAGCAGCCUGCAGCUCACUGGUGUUGUGUCAGAGGACCCAGGAGGUUUUCUACUGAAGAUGUGUGGGCUGCUCACCGGACUGCUUAGGCCUCAACUGGCUUCUCUCCCGAGGGCACGAGUCAUGAUUCAACAAAAAGCAACUUACAUCCACGGCAAACCGCCUAAAAAUAAAGUCGGUGCACUGGAGACUGUGUUCGUGCUGACUGUGAUGACUCUGACAUUGAUGGUGCCCUCUGGUUGGGUACUGGCGAACCUGGAGGGCUACAAAACCCGGAAGUGACGAAUGCGGCCUUUGAAAGCAUCGUCUUCACCUGUGAAAGCCACGUGUUUGCUGUCAUGUGUCAUUUGAACCUUUUGUGUGAGUCUCGGGGACGUGAUAAUACAAUAAAAUCAAGUUUCUCAAUUUAACUCGUCUUUUUAAAAAAAUCAAAUGCUGCAGUUCUCCCUGCGGACCAGUAGGUGUCGGAAGCUGUAGGCGGAAGUGAAACCUUGAUCUGUGUGUGAGCUGAACUCGCUGCAGCGUCUCUUCAGAAUAGUCACAACAGAGACUAUCUGUAGAGCUUCAUCAGCCCGGGACUGUGUUUUCUGGGUCCAGCUAAUGUGUCUUUCGAAUGCACCAUGAAGCCGCAGCUGACCGGGACGAAGACACGCUCCCCCGCCACACAAGCGGCCGCAGAUGAGGCUGCUCUGUCCCUGGAAGAGGAGCUGGUCGCGGCCAUACACGCAGCUUUCGAGGUGGCCGUGCAGAUCGCAGUCAGCGAGGUGAAGAAGCUGCUGGGUCAGACGACGGGCGACACGUACGAGGACGUGCGACGGGAGAACGAGUCCCUCAGGCGGAGGCUGCAGAGAGCUGAAGCCAUGUUGGAGCCCGCGUGCGUCCUGGAGAGGAGUGGAGUCCCUGUCCCGUGGACUGAUCACCCGUCUCCAGCUAAAUUCAGUCCUGCAGCGGUCGGUGUGCACAGUUGUAGAGGGAUCACAGGUGAGGCUCCCCCUGCCUGUCACGGCUGUGCACAGCAGCCUGAGAGCAGACACGAGGAGAAGAUAUCAGCUGAUGUGAGGCUGCAGCUCGUCAGUCAUGCAGCUUCAGAGCCAGAGGAAGAACUUAGUAAUGCAUGUACCAGUGAAGUCACUCAAGCAAUUUCCCAUGUAAGUGUGGUGAAGGCAGAAGGCGUCAAGCAGCCCUGUCAGGAGACGACUGCUCACCAUGUGGCUCCACUCCCCAGCAGUGAUGCAAUGUCCCCUUUAGACCAGAUUACAGUAAAGCAGGAGAAACCUGAAGAAGAAGAAGAAGAGGAGGAGGAUAGAGAUAGUUUAGUUUGCUGUUUAGACUCGAUCAAAGUGGAGGAUUUUAGCCUGGAGUCUGUGUCCGAGUGGGAACAAGAUAUGCUGGAUACUCCGAGCCAAGACCUGAACCCCCAGCCGUCCUGCACCAGGACUCAGGCUCAUCCUCCAAACAUGACCCCAGGCCUUCCACCGCCCACAGAUCUUCCCUCCCUCUCUUCUGAGUUUCCCAUCUUCCAGCUGGAAGAACCGGCUCCGAUCCCAGAGCUUCGUCCACAGACUUAUGGAGUCCACAUGAGGACCACCCACACCAUCGGCAACAUGUACUCCUGCAAGCUCUGCGGCCAGACCUUCCACCUGCCCAGCUUGCUGCGGCGGCACUCUGGCCAGUGCCAGCAGAAGCACCAGCAGCGUUGUCCGCCGCCCACAGCUGGAAGGAAGAGGAGCAGACUGCAGCUUUACCCUCCGGGCUGCAGCCCCUUCCGCUGCACAGAGUGCAACCGAGACUUCAACCGCCUGGAGAACCUCAAGACCCACCUCCGCAUACACACAGGAGAGAGACCAUACACCUGCUCCGUGUGCUCCAAGUGCUUCCGUCACUCUGGUGCAUUAACCAGGCACUUCCGUAUCCACACUGGAGAGAAGCCGUACGUCUGCGGACAGUGUGGGAAGUCGUUCAGAAACUGCGGGGGACUUAAAUUCCACCAGCGUGCACACAACAAGCAGCUACAGUGAAGAGGGACUAAAUGGUAUCAAGGUCUUCAGGACCAACCUAUUUAUGUGUGAUACAAACAGCAGAUUUUCUUUUUGGGUGCGAUCAUUUUAUGUUUUAAAAUCUAUUUUCACAGGUUCAUGACACUGAUGGAAAUUCCUGGGCAGACAUGAUAUAUCCCUCACACACAUAGUAGCCUAUAAGAGCAUUGAGAAUUUAAUUCUAUAAACAGACAAAAAUGAGCAAAGUGCCAACAACAGUCCCACUCUUUCAUUAAGUCUAUCAACAUGUCAGUGCUACAUCCGAGUGACUGAUGACCGCUCCUAACAGGGUCUUUCCUGUUCUGUCCCACUUUUUCUGCCAAGUCUCCCCUUUGACAUUACAGCUAUUUAACGGCUCUCACCCAGAAAGCAGCAUCGCAGCAAAUUAUUAUUGAUCUGCUUCAUUUCAGUGGUGAUGUUCUGUGAUUUAGUGUCCUCUUGGUAGAAAAGGACAAAGUCUCUUGUUCGGCUAUUUAGCUGCGUACUGUCCACAUUAAUAAUUUAUUGAUAAUAUGUGGAAGCUUUUAAUGCAUUUGUAAAUGUAAAUGCCAUUUAUUUUAAGGAUAUUAUGAUUAUAAAAUUAAAUCACUGAGUCAGGUUUUUUUUUCUUUUUUGCGGCCAAUCUUGUUUUUCUAAUCAUUUAUUUAUGUGCAUAAUUUAUACAAACCAGCAUCUAAUUUUGACAUUAUACAGAAAAUUGGCCAGAAAGCAAACAAAGGAUGUAUCAUUUGUUGUAUUGCACAACAAAUGUAUGGCUUCCACUCUCAUUCAUAUAUAUAUAUAUAUAUAAAGCCUUUUUAAUAUUUGAUUUAGUUAGAUGUGGGAAUUUAACUAUAUUUACUAAAAUCACUGACACCAGAUCAACCUGUUCUCUGCAGAAUCACAGUCCACCUCAAGGUGUCAGUUGUUCCCUGUGUACCAAGUGUUCAGAGUCAGAUAUAUGUAUUCAUUUGCUUUUAUGUAAUGUCUCAUUGUUAUUGUUCCUAUCUUUAAGUACUGCGUUUACAUGAUGCUGUCUGCUUAUUGCUUUUAUCAGUGUGAAUGCAUUUUUCCAUUUACGCCAUAAGAUCCUGGGUCUGCUUCGUCUGUCAAAACAUUUUGUAAACCCUGUUUUAAAAAAGUUAUUAGUUUAAACAGCAACGGUAUUUGAAAAAAUUAAUUUUGAAAAGAACUGCCUGGUACAGAUUUGCAAAGAGAAUGAAAACGUGAUGAUCUGCCAUUUCAGAGGACAUCUCACGAAACAGUAAAGAUGCCAAGGGCACAUUCAGAUAACCUAUAAAAGGCAACAAAGACCAUAUCAUACAUAGACUAUUCAGGUUUAGAAUGUAUUUUACACCCCAUUAGUCUCAUUACCAAUAAACAAUAACUGAUCCUUGCAAAA
Messenger RNA from Hippoglossus stenolepis (Pacific halibut), 3493 nucleotides. Its product is annotated as zinc finger and SCAN domain-containing protein 2. The record is from RefSeq and is a predicted model, not a curated record. The transcript is spliced from 4 exons. Gene Ontology annotation, biological process: regulation of transcription by RNA polymerase II. Gene Ontology annotation, molecular function: DNA-binding transcription factor activity; RNA polymerase II cis-regulatory region sequence-specific DNA binding. Lineage: Eukaryota; Metazoa; Chordata; Actinopteri; Pleuronectiformes; Pleuronectidae. The coding region runs from base 697 to 2094 and encodes 465 amino acids.